Molecule: messenger RNA, 1994 nt
Organism: Daphnia pulex (common water flea)
Lineage: Eukaryota; Metazoa; Arthropoda; Branchiopoda; Diplostraca; Daphniidae
Exons: 3
Coding region: 156-1793 (545 amino acids)
Biological process (GO): regulation of proteolysis; proteasome-mediated ubiquitin-dependent protein catabolic process
Cellular component (GO): cytoplasm
Molecular function (GO): ubiquitin protein ligase binding
Source: RefSeq, a predicted model, not a curated record
UAUCCUUCGCUUUUGCUUUCAGUUUGCUGUUGGCCAGCGUUUGGUAGAGUCUAGUACUCUUGAGAUUUUUACUUUCACCUUACUUACUACAAUUACAUUUUCUUAGAUUCUAGUGUAUAGUGAAAUAUUGGCUGAUUCGUGAAAUAUACGUCAUCAUGGCAUCGGAGACGAUUAGUACCCCGCAGAUGAUAGUGCCGUACGAGUGGAUCCUGGAAAAUGUCGAGGAAGAACCGAUGACGAUUGCGUCGAAAAUGAUUUUAUUUCGGGGUGAAAAAGUAUUCCGUGUGGGUUUGAAGAAUCACGCACCGAAUCCCGUUUUGUUUCUCAUGGCAAUUGAUCUCGGCAAAAUUGGAAUGAAGGUGAAAGACGUAAAAUACGGAAUUCAAGGUAGUGGCAUUGGCCCAGAAAAUAUGGCGACAAUGACACAAGAGAAUAUCGGCGAUAACGGGAAUCUGCAACUAUUCACGAUUGAUCUUGACAAAAUGGUGACUGGACAACGAACGUUUGUGUUUCGAAUUUGCGUCGUAGGGGCAUAUCCCGGCUAUUCCUACCAACUGUCUGAUCGUCUGGCCAAGGAUCAAAUAUGGGCUGCUGUAAAAGAUCAACGAAAUCUGGCAGACGUUGAAUUGAUCGUGAAAGACAAAACAUUUCGCGUUCAUAAAGCCAUUCUUGCUGCCCGCAGUAAAGUGUUUGCAGACAAAUUUGAGAAUAAACAACCGGGAAAAGACGUUCAUAAUCAGAUACGAAUCGAGGGCGUGAAACCUUCAACUGUGGAGAAUUUUCUUCACUUUAUCUACACGGGAGAAUCGAUAGGAACGUUGGCAGAUGAAGAUUUGCUAAAAUUAGCUGAUCGCUAUCAACUUACAACUCUGACUGGUUUAUGCCGAGUUGCACUGAAGGAAAUGGACGCCAUCCAAAUGGCGAAAGUUAGGAAACGUUUAAACAACAACGCCGAAGAACUUUCUUCUGAUUCCAUAUCCAUGCCGGAGAAAGAAACGGAAAUAUUUUUUGAUCGGACGACGCCUACCUUUUGCUGCACAUUGACAAUAUCUGCAAACGAACAACCAAAAUGUGUGAUGCAAUAUCAAAAUGAGAACAUUUGUAUCGCAUACUUGACUGGGAAAGUAGAGUGUAGCAGAUAUUAUUAUAUCAACAAACCUGUGAUAAAUUUAUCAUGCGCCAAGCAUCGUAGAUUCGGCUUGCAAGUUGAGGACGUUUAUUGCAGCCUUAAGCAUUUUAGAUACAACGAAUGGUUUAAAUUGGAAGCGAAAAAUUGUCAGAAAAGUGCAGAACUACUACACUUCGCAGCACAAACACAGAGUCGAAUUGAUUUCGGUCAUUUAAAAUUUUUCAACUUUGACGUUAAGUUCAUCAGCACGAUUGGCAACUAUUAUUACGAAAUGAUGGACGACGGAUGGUUGACGGAUUUCUGGGUCGCCGCAACAAAUGAAAAGUUGACGGAUGUUGAAAUAUUCAUCGGGACUGUUAAGGUGAUGGAAGCUCAUCGAGUUAUUUUAUGCGCUCGGAGUCCUGUCCUGAAUGAGUCUUUGAGAAAGAUAAGCAACACAGCAGGGAAACCUAUCGUCACAUUCGGGUCGGAAUUUGAUGUCGAGAUUAUCAAGAAUUUCCUAAAUUUCCUUUACACCGGCUCUUUAAAAACGACUGAGGGCGCCAAACAACUUAGUAAAUUGGCCAAAAUGUACCAAGUGGAGACUUUGAAAAAUGUGUGUCAACUAAACGUCAGUGACAGCUCACCGGAUGUCGAAGAAUUGACCAAUAAUUGUCUCAUAUAAUAGCUAUAAUGCUAUAUUUAACCACCGGUUGAGUUAAUCUUGUAUCGAGUUUCUUAAAUAAUGUUAUAUGUGUAGUUUUUGCUGAUUAAGAAAUUCGGUUUGUCUUAUUUUUCUUUUAAUUUCUUUUCGUAUUACUCAUUGCCCUUUUUUGUUUUGAUUAACAAGGUCGUGAAAUAAAUACAACAGGGGAAAUGAGAAAAU